GACGACCACUUUACGGAGCCUUACUUUGCCAAGAAUUGAGUGCCAUCAAUACCACGAUUUUUCACGGCGCCGAGAGAACGGGAACCUACAGAUUAAAGGCUAGGAUAACAAAGACCUUCAGACCUUCCUCAUGGAGGGCUGCUGCUAGGAAGGUAUCAAGAUGAAGAUCAGGCGUCACAAGAAAGCCCAAAGAAUCUUAGGGUUUUAUCGAAAUAACUUUAACAUUCGCCCACCAUAUACUGUUUUGUUAGAUGGGACUUUCUGUUAUGCAGCUUUAGAGGGAAAGGUGCAAAUCGCAGAAGACAUUCCAAAAUACCUAGAGUCACCAGAAACUAAACUACUCACAACCCAGUGCAUAAUUUUAGAAGUCGAAAAGCUAAAGAUAUUAAAAAAAAAUUUGCAUGGGCCAUAUAUGAUAGUAAAGCAGUUUCCCGUUCAAGUUUGUGGCCAUGAAGGAAGGCCUGUGCCAGCUUCUUCAUGCAUCAAAUCUCUACUCAAGAAGGAAAACCCAAUGAAAUUUAUUAUUGCCUCUCAAGACAACGAAUUAAAGAAUCACAUCCAUGAAUGCGUAACAGGUACUCCUGUGCUUUACCUGCAUGGUAGUGCUCCCACACUUGAGAAACCAACAGAGAAGUCUCAAGCAGAGGCUAUGAACACACACAGUACUAUUACAACAUAUGAGCAGAAAACCCUUCAUUCUCUCAAGAGAAAGUUGAUAGGUGAAGAGCAGGUCGAACCAGAGAGGAAGAAGAAAAAGAAAAAGAAUCCAAACCCCCUUUCAUGUAAGAAGAGUAAAAAAGUGAAGAAACCUCAGCAACAGCAACAGACAGAAGGAAAGAGCAAGAGAAAGAGGAAGAAACACAAGAAGCCAGGGUCCAUUCACCACCAUGUUCAGCAAAAUGCAUUGUGAAGUUGACCAUCUUUCUAAAGACCGAUCUGUGAUCUUAACAGCUAGGUGUGUGGUAGGUAGUUUUGAAAGAUAUUUUUUGUUGUAACUCAGGUGUAUGAUUAGUAAAGUACAUUGACAAGAGAAACACAGCUUUAUUUAAAAAGCAUUAUUAAAAAAAAAAAAUUACUUUUGCCCUACAAAGAACAGAAUGGAUUUAAAUAUAUAUUUGAAUUGUUUGUUGAUAACAUGACAAUGAUAGACUAAAGGAAUAUUUUGCAGUCCUGCAGUUAUAGACAUGGAGUACAUGUAUAGUAG
Molecule: messenger RNA, 1204 nt
Organism: Penaeus monodon (black tiger shrimp)
Lineage: Eukaryota; Metazoa; Arthropoda; Malacostraca; Decapoda; Penaeidae
Product: rRNA-processing protein UTP23 homolog
Exons: 6
Coding region: 161-910 (249 amino acids)
Cellular component (GO): small-subunit processome; nucleolus
Molecular function (GO): small ribosomal subunit rRNA binding
Source: RefSeq, a predicted model, not a curated record